This is a messenger RNA of Meleagris gallopavo (turkey), 724 nucleotides long. Lineage: Eukaryota; Metazoa; Chordata; Aves; Galliformes; Phasianidae. The record is from RefSeq and is a predicted model, not a curated record.
AUGCUGCUGUGUGUGAAGCAGUGCACAGGUUUAGCCUGGUGUCUCCUGUUUCUUCUUUUUUGUUUUACUUUUCCUUGCAUGUUUUAGCUCAGGGCUGUGCUUUGCUCACCUUCAAGAGGAAGAAGAAUAAAGCCAUGCAGAAAAGCAAUCUUACGUAAUGCAAAAAUUGGCUUUAAGGGCUGCAGCAUCAGUGAAUACGGAGUAACCGAUAAAGCGUUGGCUAUUAAAGCACAGCACAGUCAUGAAAAGGAGUUCAGCUGAUGCUUCAACCCGCAGCACAGCAGGUUGUUUGCCUGUGCCUCUCUUCAAUCAGAAAAAGAGACCCAGGCAGCCCCUCACCUCAAAUCCUCUUAAGAAUGAGCCAGGUUCCAGUUUUGUGACUCAUGACUCUUCUUCCUCAUCACUGGGCUGGGGAGCUGCAAACCCAGAAGUCGAUGAACUACAGAAUGCAGCAAACAAUGGAGCAGAUGAUCACAUGGCUCCUUCCCCUAUGAAAUCACCAAACGCAUUAAAGUCUAAUUUAGUCAAAGCUGGAAGAAACUUGUAUGCCUACAGUGGCAUUCAGGAACACCCUUUUAAUUUCCAGGUAAUCGCUGCAGUCCUUAGUAAUUACAUUCUGCUUAUGAGCCAAAAAGAACUGAAAUGGAACAUCAAUUCCAGUGUACCUAAACCUAAUUCAGAAGGAUUUAAGCAAGUGUGUAAUGGCUGCCCUGUAUAUGGAUAA